Molecule: messenger RNA, 448 nt
Organism: Cyclopterus lumpus (lumpfish)
Lineage: Eukaryota; Metazoa; Chordata; Actinopteri; Perciformes; Cyclopteridae
Product: microtubule-associated protein RP/EB family member 3-like
Exons: 4
Biological process (GO): regulation of microtubule polymerization or depolymerization; spindle assembly; protein localization to microtubule plus-end
Cellular component (GO): cytoplasmic microtubule; spindle midzone; microtubule organizing center
Molecular function (GO): microtubule plus-end binding
Source: RefSeq, a predicted model, not a curated record
AAACACCCACCAGGGACGAAGCAGAGGGGAUCCAUCUCUUUCUGAGAUGGACGUGCCAGUGACUGGAAAUUUGUUUUGCUCUGAGCGACUGAUCUGUCAUGAGCUGCUGGCUUGGCUCAAUGAAACUUUACAGACGGGCUUCACCAAGGUGGAGCAGGUAUGCACAGGUGCAGCCUUUUGCCAGUUGAUGAACUGGUUGUCUCCCAAGUUCUUGGACCUCUCCAGGGUCGAGUUCCAAAGCGACAACGCAAUGGACGCUAUCACCAACUACAGUUUACUGCAGGCUGCAUUCAGAAAAGUUGGAGUUAUGCGACGCAUCCCCACCGGGGGGCUCAUAAAGAAGGACUCCGAAGUUGCUCUGGCCUUCCUGCGCUGGUUUAAGGCAUUCUUUGACAAGAACGUCAACCGGAACAUCGUGUACCAUCCUUUGGAGGCCAGAGGUGGACAG